Artibeus jamaicensis (Jamaican fruit-eating bat) is the source of this 4889-nucleotide messenger RNA. It is a transcript of the gene RBM47, whose product is annotated as RNA binding motif protein 47. Gene Ontology annotation, cellular component: nucleus. Lineage: Eukaryota; Metazoa; Chordata; Mammalia; Chiroptera; Phyllostomidae. Gene Ontology annotation, molecular function: mRNA binding. The coding region runs from base 69 to 1940 and encodes 623 amino acids. The record is from RefSeq and is a predicted model, not a curated record. The transcript has 5 exons.
GUUUGCUCUGAGGGUGGGACACAGGGCUGUUCAGUGUCUUGUAAAACAUUUACCAAAAGCACUGAGCCAUGGUUUUGAAGGGCAUUCCCUUGCCAGACUGUGGGAGGAGAGAGCGAGCAGUGGAAAGAGAGCUCCAGGUGUUUGCCAGGUCUCCACCAGCCGUGGAUGCCUUUGACAUUAUGACUGCAGAAGACUCCACCGCAGCCAUGAGCAGCGACUCGGCCCCUGCGUCCAUGGCCAAGGUGCCCGAGGGCGUGGCCGGCGCGCCCAACGAGGCGGCGCUGCUGGCGCUGCUGGCGCGCACGGGCUACACCAUGGCGCAGGAGAACGGGCAGCGCAAGUACGGCGGCCCGCCGCCCGGCUGGGAGGGCCCGCACCCGCAGCGCGGCUGCGAGGUCUUCGUGGGCAAGAUCCCGCGCGACGUGUACGAGGACGAGCUGGUGCCCGUGUUCGAGACCGUGGGCCGCAUCUACGAGCUGCGCCUCAUGAUGGACUUCGACGGCAAGAACCGGGGCUAUGCCUUCGUCAUGUACUGCCACAAGAAUGAGGCCAAGCGUGCCGUGCGCGAGCUCAACAACUACGAGAUCCGCCCGGGCCGUCUGCUCGGCGUGUGCUGCAGCGUGGACAACUGCCGCCUCUUCAUCGGAGGCAUUCCCAAGAUGAAGAAGCGUGAGGAGAUCCUGGAGGAGAUCGCCAAGGUCACCGAGGGCGUGCUCGACGUGAUCGUCUACGCCAGCGCCGCCGACAAGAUGAAAAACCGCGGCUUCGCCUUCGUGGAGUACGAGAGCCACCGGGCUGCGGCCAUGGCACGCCGCAAGCUCAUGCCCGGCCGCAUCCAGCUGUGGGGCCACCAGAUCGCGGUGGAUUGGGCCGAGCCUGAGAUCGACGUGGACGAGGACGUGAUGGAGACCGUGAAGAUCCUGUAUGUGCGGAACCUCAUGAUGGAGACCACAGAGGACACCAUCAAGAAAAUCUUUGGCCAGUUCAACCCAGGCUGCGUGGAGCGCGUCAAGAAGAUCCGCGACUACGCCUUCGUGCACUUCGCCAGCCGGGAGGACGCCGUGCACGCCAUGAAGAAACUCAAUGGCACGGACCUGGAGGGCUCGUGCCUGGAGGUGACGCUGGCCAAGCCGGUGGACAAGGAGCAGUACUCCCGCUACCAGAAAGCGGCCAAGGGCGGCGGGGUGGCCGAGGGGGCUGCUGUGCAGCCACCCGGCUACGUGUACUCUUGCGACCCCUACACGCUGGCCUACUAUAGCUACCCCUACAACACGCUCAUCGGGCCCAACAGGGACUACUUCAUGAAAGGCAGCCUAAGAGGCCGGGGUCGAGGUGCGGCUGGCAACAGAGCCCCAGGGCCCAGGGGUUCCUACCUCGGGGGAUAUUCUGCUGGCCGUGGUAUAUACAGCCGAUACCAUGAAGGGAAAGGAAAGCAGCAAGAAAAAGGAUAUGAACUUGUACCGAAUUUGGAAAUCUCUACUGUCAAUCCAGUUGCCAUUAAACCUGGUACAGUGGCCAUCCCUGCCAUCGGGGCCCAGUACUCCAUGUUUCAGGCAGCUCCCGCUCCUAAAAUGAUCGAAGACGGCAAAAUCCACGCAAUGGAGCACAUGAUCGGCCCCAUCGCGGUGCAGCCCGACCCAGCCAGCGCUGCCGCCGCUGCUGCCGUCAUUCCUGCGGUAACAACACCGCCGCCUUUCCAGGGCCGCCCAAUAACUCCGGUCUACACCGUGGCUCCAAACGUGCAAAGAAUCCCCGCUGCCGGGAUCUACGGGGCCAGUUACGUUCCCUUUGCUGCUCCGGCCACGGCCACGAUCGCCACACUACAGAAGAACGCAGCCGCGGCCGCCGCGGUCUACGGAGGGUACGCAGGCUACAUACCUCAGGCCUUCCCUGCAGCUGCCAUCCAGGUCCCCAUUCACGACGUCUACCAGACGUACUGAUCUCGGGGGCGCGCGGAGGCCGCCUGGGAGACCACCACUGAAGGACCACUUACUAUUUAUGAAGAAAGAACAUGGGGGCUUGGCGCACACGCGAAACCUGAAAGUGAAGAAUGUAAUCCAGUAUCAUCCAAAAAUAUUUUAUAUACAUGAAGUUUUCACUCGUUUUUUAAGACUGUUUUCAAGGUAGCAGGCCUAUGUUCGUACAUUUCCAAGAGGCUCGCACAGGUUCGUGCCUUAAUGACCAUCUCUGAAACCUUUGUAUGCUGUAGUCCGUUUGUAUAGAGGUUUUUGUUUUUGUAUUUUUUAAGGAUAUAUUUUCAGUAUGAAGGUUAUUUUCUUAACUUCUGCACUCCAGAGAUUUCUAUUUUGUAGUACCUUCAGUAAUAUAUCAACUAUAUAUUAAAAAGCACACUUGAGCAGCUAGGGAAGCAUUUUGAAAAGUAUAGUCAAUAUUUAAAGAUACAAACAGUAGUGCUUUAAAAUACUACAGAAAAUGUUAUUUUAAAAACUAUACUGGAAAGUGCAAUUUUAAAAUGAGUAAAACCUCUAUUUUUUGCUGGCAUUAAGGGUAGACGGUGUUACCAUGUGUUAUCCAUGAUGGUUCUAUUUUUUUUUAUUUAAGAAAUUAAACACUCAGUCUGUCCUUAAGCCAACAUUGAAAAGACUUGUCACACUUCUGAGUCCACACACUGGAAAGCUCUCACCUGCCACCAUCACCUUGGGCCCCUGCUCAUUCUCUGUAUGACUUCACUCUUAAACCCCACGUCCCCUCCACACUCCCCUCCUCACCCCCCUUCUGCCCCCAGCCCCGCCUCCCUUUGUGGCAAGUCUAGAGCAGAUGAAUUUCUCUGGUAGAGAAAACACUGAUGGCUUUUGUACUUCUUCCUGGGAUUUUGUUGUUGUUGUUUUUUAUUUUGGUUGGGGACGUUAUUUUCAAUAGAACUGAUAUGUAAGCACAAGACUUCAAUAGUUUUCAUAAGACAUCUUUGCAUAGCUAUUUAAUUGUCCAGUAUAAACCUUCAGUUCCACUUCUACUGCUUUAUUUUCUUUGUUUUUGAAGUAUGAGUUUGUAGAGACGAUGAAUGUUAUUGUGGCAAGGCCCCCCCCACCUCGAGACUUUUGUUGCAGAAGGUUAAUGCUUCUAGUUGCCUUAUCAUGUUUCUUGCAAAAUGCGGUGUUGGAAAUGGUACGUUUAGGGAGCAGGGCUUUCCUCCCUGGCAGCAUGUGACAGAACUGAGUCCUGAGUCCGGAGAACUGCAUCGGGGCCAGACACACCCGGGAGGAGGAGGAGAGGCCUGCAGGAGUCAAGAGUUUGUAAAUAUCUCCUAAUGCUUUUAGGUUUUUUUUUUAUGUUGCAGAAGUUCAUGGUACAUAGUUUAAUGCAAAAUGAAACCAUUUUAUUUCAAUGUUAUUAAAAGUUUUGUUUUAUUAGGAAGUAAAUAUAUUGUUGCAGUGUUUUGUGCCUGUUUAAAGGCUUUUGCUUAGCAGAGUGAAUGUAAAAUACAGUAAAACAUUAAGAUUGUCAUCUACUUUAUGAAAUACAUCAACUUGGAACUUUUUUAAAGGCUUGAGCAAGGAAGUGAGGUGUGCAAUAGAUAGCCGGAAACACAGUUGUGUUUUUAUGUCAUGUUAUCGAUCCAUGAAAUCUUUCCACUCACUGCAUUUUUGCUGAUGGCUGAAUUCUUAUUUGUGGAUUAGUAAUAGGAUCAUGCCUCUAGCAAAUAUUUUAGUUUUGUCUUUUAAAUUCUAAAUGAAGAGAUUCCCAAAUGCCCCACCCCCACCAGCUGAGGGUGGGAUGAAAUUUUUAUAUAUAUAAGCAAUAUUUAUUUAUUGUGUAAAAUUAUCGAGUGCCUGCAAAGACCUUUAAACAUUCCGAACAUUGCUUUCCACCCUUGUUAAAUGACAUUGAGUAGCUGUGCGAUGUUCCCGAGGAUGUCCCAGCAAGCUGCAUCGAAUCUGUGGGGAUGAAGAAUCCAACAGAAUUCAAUUUGGACCAGAUCCUCACCUCUCGACUUUGUGUGAAAGAAGUGACCUCUUUCCAGUGUAGGACUGUCACAGUGUCACUGGGAGAGACUCGGACCCAGUGGUCUCACUGUAUUUUACAUGUGCCUGUAAAUUAUUGGGGGGGUGGUAAAAAAGGAAAAGAAAAACAGUAUUUUUCUUUUCUUUUAACCCCCCAAAUAAUUUUUUUCUUUUCUUUUUAUUCCCCAUCAACUUCCCCAUAGUUGGGGCAGGGGGAGUAAAAAGGAAAAACAUCUUAAUGUGGCAAAUACCAAACUACCUUACAAACAAAUGCUGGUGACCACUAGCUGUCAGCAAGCCUUUUUUAAAAAAUAUUUUAUUUCUAUUUUAAUUGUUGUUCAAGUACAGUUUUCUGUCUUUUACUCCUAUCCCAGCCCACCCCCACAGUGCUCCCCACCUCCCUCCCAUUUCCACCCUCCUAGUUUUUGUCCAUGUGUCCUUCAUACUUGUUCCUGUAAACCCUUCCCCUUUUCCCCUGAAAUUCACUCCCCUCUGCUCACUGUCAGCCUGUUCUCUAUUUCAGUGUCUUUGGUUAUAUUUUGCUCAUUUGUUUUGUUGUUUAGGAUCCUGUUAAAGGUGAGAUCAUAUGGUAUUUGUCUUUUACCGCCUGGCUUAUUUCGUUUAGCACAAUGCUUUCCAGUCCCAUCAAUGAGCCUUUUCAUUAUUUCUAUCUCAAACCCAUUUCACAUACACUACUGAGGGAAGUUGAUAACUUGAAAUGUGAACUUUUUUUUAGGGUUAAGAACAAACUAUAUAAAUGUUUUAAAAAAACUUUAAGAGUUCUGUUUUCAAACAUGCUAGCAGUUUAGUUGUCUUUAGUUGCUUUGUAUUUGAAAAGACUUUAAAUUUAUUUAGAUCUUGCUCCAUUUACAACACAUUCUUAGGUUGUAUGUAGUAAAUAAAGCUCUUUAAAGCAGUUUCAAGCCC